Messenger RNA from Durusdinium trenchii, 7374 nucleotides. Lineage: Eukaryota; Dinophyceae; Suessiales; Symbiodiniaceae. The record is from the annotation of a GenBank genome assembly.
AUGGUGAAAGGCGGAAGUUGCAGGGACGGAGGCUGCAUGUCCGACAAACGGACGCAGAUGCGGUGGUGCCUGUCAGAGGCAACGCUGUCACUGAGCCGUGACAGGCUGCAAAGUGCCGAGGCAAUGUCAGUUAUGAGGGAUGAAAGAAAAGGCAGGCUCCUCCUCAGGUACCGAGCGACGCUGCCAGAUCUGUCCAUUCACAGUGGUGUGUUUGGAUUCAUCCCGACUCAGGGGUUUGCUGACUCGAUUGGCGAAGCAACUCGGAAAUCGAUCACUGAUUUCUGCACCCCCAAGCUUAACCCACCCAGGCAAUUCAAGCAAACCACCUGCCCAGUUGACCAAAAAUUGCUCCGAAAUGUUCAGGAGAAAACCCAGAUUUUGGUCACUGAUGCGGCAGGUCCUGAGUUGCUAGCUUCCCGCAUUUUGAGCGGGAAGAGACAAGCGGCAAGCGCCGGCUUUCAGGAUCCCUUCUUUAAACGGGUCCGAGUGAUUGGACGAGACGCGGCGCAUGCGUCCACUCGUUUGUUGAAGCGGCCAUUCGAGGCACAUCCUGAGAUUGAGAAGUUGCUGAACGAAUUUGUGACCGGGAAGGACAGUUUCGCGCAAAAGGUGCAAUAUUCCCCGUUGUAUCAGCAAUGGUGGAAGAAAAGCCUGGUUGAUGAGGCUGGAGGGAGCGAUCUGUCCGCGGCAAAGCACAGGUUUGCCAGCUAUAUGAACCCGCUGGCCAAAAUCAGCAAAAACAUGGGCGCCAUGAUGCAAGUGUGCCAUCAGAUCGCCACCGUCAGAUCUGAUGACUCCAGUGGGAGUGCAUGGGCGCACCGACUGAUUGAAAAUUUCUCGGGGAAGAAAGCAGUUGCCCUGGGACUGCUCGCCGAUGCUGCUUGUACCUGCCAUGACCUGACCCGGUGGCUCGACUCUGAAGACGUCGAUAUAUGCCAGGUGAACAGCCAGGUGCAAUGCUUUGUAGCAUCACUUCGGACCCUGUUUGGAGCCAAGAAGGUGUUGGAGCUGCCAACAUACACAAAGCACAUCGUGGAAGAGCUUACGCGUCGCCCCAUCACCAUUCUGCACGGCAGUCCUAGACAAGUUAGAAUCUCUCAGACAGAUAUUGCAGAGGGCAUGAAAAUCUUGCAAGAACGGGCUGUCGUAUCAGAGGCCGCUGUGGCCACUGAGUUCCCAAGCUGGGACGUCAUCGCCAGCUUUGAUGCGUUUUGUCUGCAGGGCGCAGGUGAGUCUGCGCAAGACCGACCGGAAGCCAAGACCAGCCUGGCUAAACUUGCCCAAGUGUUCCAAGUUAACUUAGGAAAAUUGACACGACAAUUUAUUGCCUUCUUACCCAUGGCCAGCGCGAUUCAAAAGCAAGCUGGUCUGGACAACCGCGCAGCUUGGUCAGAAGCUUUGAUUCGAUCUCAAGGACGCAAGUUGAUGCGAGACAAGUAUCCCUGUGCUGAGCUGCGGAAGGUCAUUUGCGCUUAUUUAGCCUGGACGAACUCAAGCUCCGGAGUAGAGCAACUCUUUUCAAAACUUCAGAACAGCCCGACUGAGCAAGGAAACGCGAAAUGUGAUACCGAUCGCCGCCUGGCGACUGUCAUCGGAACUGUCAAAGAUUCUGACGCAGAGGAGAUUGUGCGUCGUGCCCGGGCGCUGUACGCAGACCUUUUGGUUUCCGGCCGGGCGCGGGUUCUCUCGGCAGCAGCUGCCAAAUUGAAAACGGAUGCAGCCAACGAUGCGGCGCGGAGAAAGAAGUUUCAGGAGGUGACCACGGCCACCAAAUUGAAGACACAGAAACAGUCCAUUGCUUGGGCAAUGAAAUCCCUGCAGUCUCCAGUCUAUUUUGCCGGUGCCAGUCCUACAGAGGUUGCCAAAUGGACCAAGAAGCUGGCUGACCGUGGAAUCACCAACGUGACGCAUGUGCGCGUGGAAGCGCCCAGGGUGACAGUGGUUGGAAGGACUGCAGCCAUGCCGCGGCUCAAAGUCUUGAAAUCCUUUGCGAAGCCCAAGGCUAGAAGCGUUUCUGCACAAGACAGAGACAAAUUGAUUGCCAGCAUCAACGCCCUCACCACUAAUUGGAGGCAGCGCUUGAAACCAUGGCCAAAGCCUUCGUCGCUACAACCAAUCAGGUUGAUAUCUGACUGCGCCGGAUAUGGCUCCGACCUGAUUGCUUUGCGGCUGCUAGGAUUACGCGCCAGGGUUCAAUGCGUCAUGAUGUCUGAGUGCAACCCUGCAAAGGUGCAUCUGCACCAAGCAGUUGAAGAAGUAUGUGGCUUCGAUGCAGCCCAGCUCGAACAUGUCUCUGACAUGUCUUUGCGAGAUAACUCGACAGCACCGUCUGUGGAACUUUAUGUGGCCGGAUACCCCUGCCCAUCAUUUUCCAGGCUGGGAAAACAGAAGGGCACCCAAGACAGCAGAGGGAUGAUCACCAUCCAUGGACUUGCAUUCAUAGCCAAAACUCGCCCGCUCAUGGUGGUCUUAGAGCAAGUCUCUUCCCUUUUGCAUCGCAAGCACAAGAGGGUGUGGGAGUUCUUACAGAAAACCUUGAGGCUUUUGGACUACAAGUAUGUCUACCAAACCUUGAACACAAGGCAAUUUGGAGUGCCGCAGUCACGCCCACGGGUGUAUGUGUUGGCGGUUGCCGCAGAAUGCUGUUUGCAGGAACAGUUGCAGAUGCCUGUGGAGAGAAAGCAGCACCCUGAUUUGCACACCUUCUUAGACAAGGAGAAGUCGGGAACCGAAAUCCUUUCCUUGCCCCACUAUGAGAGGCAAGCCGGCCCGAAUUUGUGGAAGAAGGGCUACGUGGUGGACAUCAAGUCUUCAGAUGCUUUCCAACAUCUGAUGAAGAACUGCUGCCCCUGCCUCACCUUCACUCGUUGCCGAGAGUUUGGCUAUUACAUUCCUAAGCUCAGACGACGCUUGAACACUUUCGAGUGCGCCCGCUUACAGGGCUUGCCAGAUGCUGUUACGCAAGCGAUGCUUGCAUGUUGUCGGGAGGAAUCCUUACCUGCAGGUACGGUGGAAGCGUCCAUUGGAGAUGCCAUGAGCAUCAACGUUUUGAUGCUGGACCCGCAGAAGGAUAGUAGGGUGAAUGCGGGCGCCCUGGUGGUGGCGCGCUUUCUCGGCUUGCGGGCCUUGGGAACCUUCGGGUUCAGCGCCUGCGGGUGCAGCCUUGUCAUGGUGACUUCGGCAGCAGCUGCUGAGCCCAAGCAACGUGGCCGUUCUCCCGGUCCUCCUCGUGGCGAUUCGCCUGGCCCUGGCGCUGCUCCGGCGGCAGAAUCGGCUGCGGCGAGUCAUCAUGCCAGUCAUGGCAAAGACGACGAACGCCGGGCGCAAGCUGCAGCUUCACCGUCGCCGCGCCAGGAUUCUGACACGGCCAGCGACACACGCCGUGCCCGUGAGAAAGCCGACGAGGCUCACCACCGCACGCACGACUCCGAUGAAGUCAAGCACGACUCCGAUGAAGUCAAGCGACGGGGCCUCAAAGACCGUCGCCGUCGUCGUGACGACGAGACCGAGCUUGCCAUGGCCCGGCGGGGACACAGGGACGACGACAACCAGGCGCGGGUGUCAUGGCGUUCCAGGCACGUGGAGCCCCUGCCCGACGGCUCUGAGAAGGAUGGGAGCCGGGAGCCACCACCGUCAGAGGUGUCGGUCGCGGACACCGAGUGUGAGAUCUGCGGCCAGUGGAAAAAUGGGAACUUCGGAGUCAAGCAACACCAGAGGUCCUCGAAACACUGUUUGAGGUACAAGUUCUGGAACAAGGGGUGGAGCUGGGAGGCAGCCUGCAAAAAAGCUCAGUCCGAGUGGAAAAAGCAGGCGGCCUCCUGGAAUAACUGGAUCCACCGCGACGACCACACACCUGACAAUCGUCGCCGCCCAAAGUCACCGGAAAUGGGCCCUGUCAGGGUGAAGUCCAAGUCCAGGACUCCGAGGCGCGACCGGGAAUCGGUGGACAAAGGUGGUGGCCCGCCACUGUCACCGUCGAUUUCCGUGUCCCCGCCGCCGGCCAAGGGCCGGGUGAGGGUGGCAUCCCGCUCGUCGCCGCCUGCCAAGCAGCAUCGUCGCGCUGCUCUUCACGACGGCGGUGAUGACCGCGAUCGCCGUCACGGCGGCAAUGAAGGACAGACUCGCCAGUCGUCUGGCCGCAAUGACCCCGGUGCUGCUCGUCGUCAUCGUCCGACCGACGAUCGGCGCGACAGGGAUUACAAUGCCGUCCAUGUCAAGUCGCCUGACAACUACGGCCGUGAGGCGGAGGGGAAGCCCAAUGCCAAGGUGAAGGACCGCAAGCCUGACCGCAAGCCGCCGCCCUCCAAGCCUGCGGCAGCAUCAGCGGUCAAGGCUUCGGCCAACAACGCCGCCGAGUCAGGCAGUUACUACAGCAGUGACAGCAGCGACAGCUCGGGGGCUGACGCCGAGCAGCAGGACCCAGUGGCCACAGUGCCAGCGGCGAAGAAGGGCCCAGCCAGGGCCAAGACGCCGCCGCCGCCGAAAGCGUCAGCUGCAGCCCCGGCAUCCAGCGACCUCAAACUCGCUGCGGUAGCUCGCUUUUACGAAAGCCAAGCGUUGUUUCUGAGGGGCCUGAGCGACGACCCGUGGCUGGCACUGGCACCCCUGGUGAACAUGGCUGAGCCCAUUAAAAACGUUUCAGCCUGGCGCCUCAACCAGGCUGAAAAAGAUGAAGUCGCCAGGCGCACCCGGGCUGGCGAAGAUGAGAAGACUGUUACCCGUGAGAUCCAGUUGAAAAAAGCCGAGGCUUCUCGUGACAGGAAAGCUGCUGCCCAGGCUGUUGCUGACCGAGCCAAGCAGCAGGACAUGGCAGCUAAGUUGGCCAAGGGAAAAGCUGGCCAGAAAAAAGCAGGGGCCCCAGAAUUUGUUCAGACAGUGUCGUCUGAUGAUGCGACCAACAAAAGUUACUACACAGAUGUGCAAGCCGACUGCGAAGUCAUAUUAGCAGAGUAUGGCAAAGACUUUCAGCAGGCCAAGCCAUUGUCACUUGGCAAUGACGUAACCGGCCAAGACACAGGAGUGCAAGAUGCGUUCAGCAAGGCGAAAGCUGCCCAGUCUCGCCCACUUGACGAUGAGGACAAGUGGAAAGCCAAACGUGAGAAAUGGAGAUGCAUUCUCCUCAGCAUCCCGUGCAGCUUCACAGUGGUGGCUCAGUCUGACAUUUGGUGGAAGAGCUUCAACCGCCGGCAGGCCCUCCAGCAGGAACACGAAUCGCUCAGCCGCACAGCGGUACAAUACAGCAUGGAGAUCGCUGCAAUGAAAAACAUUGCCGAGGCUCAGUGCGGAAAAAAACUGACGGCUUCCGCUCUUUCAACGGAACUGCUUCGCUUGGGACUGCAGCCCAUCGUGGCAGGCAAUAAAGGCCCUGGACAGGACGACGAAGACUCAGGCAAUGGUUGCCUGAGCGCCAACUUCAUCACAGCUGCGCUGAAUUGCCAGAAAUGGGUUGUGGCAGACCCAGCCUGCAUGGAGAUGCUGCUGGAAUUGGAAGCAGGCUACGGCACAAAAUCACCUUUUCACCGGAUGACUGUUCUGAACUGUCUGGCCAUGAAGGCGACGAGCGCCAGCAGCAGGCAGUGGUCCUUAGCCACAAUUUGUGAUUGGAUAGCGCACGGGUUGCUGAAGUGUUCAGACGUGACGAAAGCAACGCUGGUUGGCGAUAAACAUCACACGGGCCUCAUACCCCUCUACGAGACCAAGUUGAAGGUGAUGGGCGCUUUUUUCGAUGAUUUCUUGCCAAAAGCCGGUCUCCGCGACGAAGAUAGGAAGCAGCUGAAGACAGCCCUCAGCUCCCAUUCAGCCUACCGGGCGCAUAGUGCUGGGACAGGCGACUGCAGUUGGCAAGCGUCCCUGCUUAAGUCCGGCAUCCUGACCUUCGAGCUGAUCGAGGAGCUUGUGUAUACAAGACAGCAUGACCACACGCUGAAGCAAGCGGCCAAACAGGGCGCAGUUGAGGCGGUCAUGGAGCAUGACAAUAUCAAAGUCAAAUGGGAGAAAAUAGGAGCACAAAUUGCCAACGAACUGGCUGAAAAGCAAGCUCUGACAGCUGUGGCGGGUGAGGGUUCGGCCGACGAGGAGGAAGAAGAGACUGUGGUCAUCCGCAAGUCCCCGAACUCGUUCACAUUGCAUUCGGCGCCGUACUGGCGCGCGGUGGGGAAUGCCACCGUCCGCACGUACAUUACACUGUGCCCAGAGCCCAAAACCCUGGCGGCUGUGGCAAGCGCGGUCAGUCAAUCGAACUUGAAGUCGGUCCGAGGCAACUCUGGGGAAAGCUGCGUGCUUUGCUUGCUGGACUUGGACCUACUAGGUGAAACCUUGGGACCGGCAUGCCAGGCAGGGCUGAGGCGGCAAUUCCAACCGACUCCGGGACUGUUGUCCAAGCUUGUGCGCAGCGCCAUGGUAGGGCGAGGGUCUCAAAAAGUCAACGAUGCAGGUGAAGCCUCCGCUGUCGUUGAAGGGGACGUGAUGAUCCUUCACGUCGGUGUUGGCCGAGGCAGCAAAAAAGAGCUCAAGGCGCUGUUCAGCCCGACUCUCGGAAGCGGCAAGCAGCAGAGAACAGACUCCGAACUGAAGGAAUCUGUCAUUGUGUUCAAGGAUGACAGCUUGCGCGCCCGGAAAAAGCGGGUCAAAGGAAGCUACACGGCUCAUUCUUUGCUUCUCACAGCCAGCUCAUCCAUCCUGUCCCACUCCGUCCCUGAGAAGACUUACAAUUUUCACCCUGGAAGCUGCUGGUCUGAUGUCAUCUCAGAGGUGGAAGCACUGUCAGCCAGCGAGCUGACCGAGAAAGAGGAGAUCCUGGGAAAGGAUCGACUUGUGGAUGUCACAGCCGAGGCGAAAGAGAAGAAGCCCGGGCAAGGCGACGGAGGGGCAAUGCUGGAAUCUGUUUUCAGCGCGGCAAUCUUUUCAGACAAUUUUUAUCGUGACCUCUUCAAAGGGCAUUCCGCAAAGGCUGUGCUGGAUUUGAGUGCCGGCCAGGGGGCGGCAGCCAGAGCCGCUCUUUUGGAGCGGGUCCCUUACUUCGCAUUGACCCACAGCGAGGCUCACAGCAAAAAGCUUGAGGUUGACCUGACAGAUUUCAUCGUGUCUGAGAUGAAAAAGGAGGGUUCCACCCAUUACAGACCAGAAGCCUGCCAAGAGCCAGCUGAGGCUGGACAGUCGCAGCCAGCGCCCAAGGGCAAAGCGAAGAACAAACGCCCCAACACAGAGGGCGGGGACACCAAGCCUAAAAAGCCGAAGCCCGAGCCGACCAAUGCCUCCGCUGAACCCAAGUCAAAGGGAAAAACAAAGAAUCAGAAGGCAGAAGAUGCCGCAGCGGGCGGCGAGGAUGGGGGCGCCGGCAACGGCGAUGAAGAAGAAGAAGAGCCCCCCUGGUGA